ACAUAUUCGCGUCACAUGCAGUCCAGAAGUUGUGUUAUAAUAGAGUAGGGUAUCUACGUGGUAUAUGUGUCCUACUAAAGAAGGUAAUAUUAUUAACUAUAACCCUAAUAAACGGAAGUUACGGCGUUGAACGCGACAUGGACAUUGUUCCGGAAGAUGUCAACGAGAGAAAGUGUGUUUCCGGAAGACGUGGCUGUUGCUGCAGUGGCAGCUGUCAUCCAAAUUAUUCCGAGAAGCUUCAAUAGAGUUUUUCUUCUGCUUCUUUCCCUUCCAACUAAUAUUCAAGAUGAUUUCACUAACGGACUCUCAGAAGAUUGGAAUGGGAUUAACUGGCUUCGGGGUGUUUUUCCUCUUCUUCGGUAUGAUCCUGUUCUUUGACAAAGCACUUCUGGCUAUUGGAAAUAUCCUCUUUGUUGCUGGACUCGCCUUCGUCAUUGGGCUAGAGAGGACCUUCCGCUUCUUUUUUCAGAAGCACAAGAUGAAGGCCACCAGUUUCUUCCUGGGAGGAGUGUUUGUGGUGUUGAUUGGCUGGCCCAUCAUUGGGGUUGUGCUGGAGAUCUAUGGUUUUUUCCUAUUGUUCAGAGGCUUCUUUCCAGUCGUUGUAGGCUUUAUCAGAAGAAUACCAGUCCUGGGCUCCAUCCUAAACCUGCCCUUUAUCAGUGCAUAUGUGGACAAAGUGGGCGAGAGCAACACCAUGGUAUAACAGUGACUUUUUGUACCCAGAUAAAGUUGCUUGAGUACAGAUUUUAUAACCCAUCAGUCUCCCACGGCGCUGAGGUAAAGCAUCUGAAGAUAGAUCAGAUUCAGAUUUCCCCAUUGAUGCAGACAAAGACUGUUUUCUGUCUGUAAUUUCACUGCUCAGCAUUACCAACAACAAUGCCUUGCACCAACAGUUUGUUACUGGUGCUACUAAGGUCACUACAAUAAAUACCAAUCACUUCACCAUUGACUACAUCUUGCAUUAAAGUGGAGGAUAGAAGACUCCCUCACGGCCUGACUUUGUCUCCUCGAUGUUCAGAAUCUGUGGAACUACCAGAAAAAACUGCCUCCCCCCUACAAGGAUGAGAAGUGGGCCAACAUCCUGCCAUGUUUUUCAUGUUUCUGUGCCUGUGCUUUUAAACCCACCAUUUUGGUUCUUCAGUUAUUCUGUGACACAUGAUUUGUUUUUUGUUUGUUUCUGUCUUCCAGCUAUUUGAAUACAGAGUAUGCCUGCUGUAAUAUUUCCUUUCUGAUUUCUGUUCAGCGUUGGCUAGAAGUGCUUCAGUAUAAAUUAUUUUUUAAA
Molecule: messenger RNA, 1282 nt
Organism: Archocentrus centrarchus (flier cichlid)
Lineage: Eukaryota; Metazoa; Chordata; Actinopteri; Cichliformes; Cichlidae
Product: vesicle transport protein GOT1B
Exons: 5
Coding region: 287-703 (138 amino acids)
Biological process (GO): endoplasmic reticulum to Golgi vesicle-mediated transport; retrograde transport, endosome to Golgi
Cellular component (GO): membrane; endoplasmic reticulum
Source: RefSeq, a predicted model, not a curated record